UAUGAUCCUGUGAAAGCUGUAUUUCUUGAAAUCUCGAAGAAAUGGCUUCGUCAUCAUACAAACUUUGCACAGUUCCUUGCUGUACAAGUACAACAAUAAAAUAUCCCAAUAAAUUAUUUAUUCAUGUGCCACAACCGGGGCCUCUUCGUAAAAAGUGGCUGCAAUUAGCACGACGCGAUCCGUCCACUGUAUCACCUAAAUCUUCAAUUUACUUUUGCGAGGACCAUUUUGAUCUACCAAAUGACAUGGAAAAUUACAUGGAGUACCAUAUUAUGGGCUCUGUCUCAGCAAUAAGAAUGAAACCAUCUUGUGUACCCACUAAAUUUGAAUGUCAACCUGAUCGUUUAAAAAGAACAGCUACAACUAUGCCUCGGUCUGCAGUAAUAAAAAGGCAGCGUGCAUCAUUAAUAGAAGAGAUACUUGCACAAGGAACUUGUUCACCCUCCACUAGCAGCAUAGAAUUACAGCAUAGUAACAUAGAAACUGCAGAGUCGGAAAAUACUCAAAAUAAAGAAGCUAUGGAGCCAUUAAUGAAAUUCUGCGUCUGUUGUCUUGUUCAAGAAGUUCCUUUUAUACAUUUAUCGACAUGUUCACAUUCUGAAUUUUUAAAUAAUUUCAUGAAGCCAGCGAUAAAAUCAAGCAGCCAAGUGGUUUGUUACAAAUGCCAUAGUAUUUUGAAAAAAAUAAAAUUAUUUACACUACAAGUGAAAAAUAGCUUCAAGCAUAUUACUGAGGAGAGCCACAUUGAAAUUUCCAAUCAAAAGAAUGGAAAUCUAAAAAUGCAAAAACUGAAAAAUAUUGAUAUACCACAGACAAGUAUAGACUCGGAUAUAAAUAAAACCAUAGACAGCAAAGAGAUUACAAAUCAAACUCCAGAAAUGAUAAUCAAACCAAAGAGUUUGAAAGCAUAUGAAAGAAAAAUUAAAAAUAUAGGAAAUGCAUUGAAAAUUAUUGAAAGCAAUCAAAAUAUCAGUAAUGCCAAUGUUGGAAGUAGAAAUACAGAAAAUAUAAUAUUGAAAACAGAAAACUUAAUGGAGGUAGAUAAGAAAACAAUUGAUAUGGUUGAUCAUGUAUUAGGUGCUGAAGGUAAAUUUGGUAUUAAAAAAAAUAUAUUUGUUGACAAAAUUGAUAAAGAAUUGGAAAUUCCUAGUAAGUCUACUACUAAGAAGAAAGUUGAUACUUAUAGAGGUGUAUCAAUAUAUUCGAUGAGAUCGAGAAUUAAAACUGUAAGUUUGUCAAAUGAAGAAUUGAUUGAAGAACGAUCUAAGAUGGCGGCCAGUCAGACAUAUAUGAAGUCUUUAUAUAAAUGUGAAGCUUGCCUCCUAGGUUUUAAUUAUGAAGAGAAUUUACAAGAUCACGUCAAACGCAAACAUUUUGAUAAAGACAGCGGCCUAAAAUGCGAUGUUUGUCAACAGACAUUGAACCCAGGAGCUAGUUAUAACGAUCAUAUGUCGAAUCACUACACCAGAUGUCGUGUUUUAUUUGUUACCUACUUGCUUCUGCCACCGGCUCCGACGCGAUAUCAAGGUAAAAAAUUUGAGGAGUGGCUUGAGAGACGCCACGGCGUCCUCACCUUCCGCCUGACGCAGGUGCUUACCGGGCACGGCAGCUUCGGUAGGUUCCUGUUUCGGAUCCAGCGGGAGGAAACGCCCGAGUGUCGUCAUUGUGAGGACCACCUAGAGGAUACGGUGGAGCAUACGGUAGCGGCCAUGGUGGGGAGUGAGAGGAACUGGGACGCCGUCUCCUCCUUUUGUGAAGCAGUCAUGCUUGCAAAGACAGAGGCGGCCCGCGUGAGGGAGCAAUCCUCCUCCUCAGGCCCCAGCAGCCGCAACUGGCGACACUACGGGCGUCGGGGAUCAAGGGAAGUUUGA
Messenger RNA from Spodoptera exigua (beet armyworm), 1871 nucleotides. Lineage: Eukaryota; Metazoa; Arthropoda; Insecta; Lepidoptera; Noctuidae. The record is from the annotation of a GenBank genome assembly.